Messenger RNA from Dermacentor silvarum, 590 nucleotides. RefSeq names its product thioredoxin domain-containing protein 17-like. Lineage: Eukaryota; Metazoa; Arthropoda; Arachnida; Ixodida; Ixodidae. Gene Ontology annotation, molecular function: protein-disulfide reductase [NAD(P)H] activity. Gene Ontology annotation, cellular component: cytosol. The record is from RefSeq and is a predicted model, not a curated record. The transcript is spliced from 4 exons. Bases 37 to 537 code for a protein of 166 amino acids.
UUUUCCUCCUAGUGCGCAUAAACCGGCCUCACGAACAUGCGCUUGCCCCACUGGUCAUUUAAGAGAUUAGGGGGGCGUGCUGAGUUCUCAAGUGAUUCGUUACGUCGUUCGCCCUGUGGUUCGCCGGCUUCGUUCCGUACGCACAAAGACAUGGUGAAAAAAAUUGUGACAAGGUCUUUCGAGGAGUUCCAAGAUGCAGUCAAAUCGCUGAAAACCAAAGACGCUAAAGAUAAUCAAGAUUUGGUGCUGUGCUUCUUCGCUGGCUCAGAGGAUGCAAAGGGCAAUAGCUGGUGCCCCGACUGCGUUGCAGCAAAACCCAUUCUGGAAGCAGCGCUCAAAAAGGCCCCUGAGGAAACGACACUGAUCAUGUGCUACAUUGAGAGAGCAAUCUGGAAAGACAUGAGGAACCCAUUCAGAACUGACAAAGAACUCGAGUUGAAAUGCGUUCCAACACUGAUCCGAUGGGGUACAGCUCGGAGGUUAGAUGACAUACAGUGCCAGGAAAAGGACAUGGUUGAGAUGCUCCUUGAAGAAUAAGCAUUUCAGCAAUGCUUACACAUGCAAAAAUAAAGCUUGACUUGUCUCAAACA